Messenger RNA from Candidula unifasciata, 1140 nucleotides. The record is from the annotation of a GenBank genome assembly. NCBI's taxonomy places the organism in Eukaryota, Metazoa, Mollusca, Gastropoda, Stylommatophora, Geomitridae.
AUGGCAGCAGGGUUUGAUAUAAGCAGAUAUUUUAGGACACAGCCGAUAGACUCAACACCAAUGGUUUGCAGUCGCUGCCACAGAUUAAUUGUUUUAUGUUCCUGUUUAAGUAGUGAAGAGGCAAUUAGACAGUCAGCAUUCUACUCUGACGAUUUAUUUGAUGUUGAUUUUCUAGACAUUGAAAACGCAGAAGCACAGCCUGGAAGUGACCUUGAUGUGGCUGCCCCUUUGUGCGAUAAAAGUCACCAGCAUCACGAGUUCAUUGAUGUGGACGACUUGACUAUAGAACAUUUACCAGCUGAGAUCAGACAUUGCACCACAUAUGUGUGGCUACGGAACUGUGUGCCACUUGUUGUCAGACUGAUUCGGAAUAUCACAGCCACUGGUCGUGCUUGUUUACAUUCUGAAGAUUAUCGUGACACACGUAUAUGUGAUGAUGUGCAUUGUCCGUACGUUGCAUCCUUGGGCCAGGGUCAUAAACUUUAUGGAGGCAUCGGAAUUAUCACAAACAAGCAUGUAGUUAUGGAUGAUGAUCAGGCAGCCAUGACAAAAAUUGAAUUCUUUUAUAAUAAUGAUGCUUCUCGUACUACGGGAUUAGUUGUGAAGGAGUUGGGUGCAAAGUUGUAUACAACAAACACAAAGAUGGAUUAUACUCUCUUCACUUGCUAUGUUCAUUCUAGAGAAUUGGUUCAGCUAGUCGCCACAUUUGAUAGGAGAAGGAACUAUUCAUGGUUGGCUAUACCAAGACAUAUCAGAAAAAAUGCUAAAAACUUUGCUAUAGUGAUCUCCCACCCUCAUGGCACAUCAAAGAAAAUUAGCAUAGGAAACGUGAUUGAACGUAGGACACAAGCUAUGAGUAGACAAGAAGUUGAGGAUUCGCAGAUAGUGCGAAGUAUUUAUGACUUAUGUGAGAGCCAGGGGGGUUCAGGAAGACUUCGGUUUGCUGCUUACUGGCGCCAGCUGAAGGAUAUCAGUUUACCUCACUCUGUUACCUGGUAUACUGCCCCAACAUGCAAGGGCAGUUCUGGUGCCCCGGUGUAUAUGGGAAAUACAGUUGAGGAAUAUGGGGAAGAAAUCAACCAAGCUCACACACACAGAGGUGUAGACAAUACACGGGGCUUGAACAACUGUUUUACUUGA